This is a messenger RNA of Microtus oregoni (creeping vole), 910 nucleotides long. RefSeq names its product histo-blood group ABO system transferase 1. The transcript is spliced from 4 exons. Gene Ontology annotation, biological process: carbohydrate metabolic process. Lineage: Eukaryota; Metazoa; Chordata; Mammalia; Rodentia; Cricetidae. Gene Ontology annotation, cellular component: Golgi apparatus; vesicle; membrane. The coding region runs from base 2 to 910 and encodes 302 amino acids. Gene Ontology annotation, molecular function: glycoprotein-fucosylgalactoside alpha-N-acetylgalactosaminyltransferase activity. The record is from RefSeq and is a predicted model, not a curated record.
UAUGGCUGUCGGAGAACUGGAUGUCCAGGAAGUUGUAGCCCUGUCAAGGAUGGUCUACACCCAGCCAAAGGUGCUAACACCCAGUAGGAAAGAUGUCCUUGUCUUGACUCCGUGGCUGGCUCCCAUCAUCUGGGAAGGGACCUUCAACAUCGACAUCCUGAAUGAGCAGUUCAGGCUUCAGAACACCACCAUUGGACUGACCGUGUUUGCAAUCAAAAAGUAUGUGGUGUUCCUGAAACUGUUCCUGGAGACAGCAGAGAGGCACUUCAUGGUGGGACACAAGGUCAUCUACUAUGUCUUCACUGACCAUCCUGCCGAGGUGCCGCAGGUGCCCCUGGGGGCAGGACGGAAGCUGGUGGUGCUGACCGUGCGCAACUACUCCCGCUGGCAGGAUGUGUCCAUGCACAGGAUGGAGAUGAUCAGCGACUUCUCUGAGCGGCGCUUUCUGCAGGAGGUGGACUACCUGGUGUGUGCAGAUGUGGACAUGAAGUUCCAAGACCACGUGGGUGUGGAGAUUCUCUCAGCACUCUUUGGUACCCUGCAUCCCGGCUUCUAUGGUAGUAGCCGAGAGGCCUUUACCUACGAGCGCCGGCCAAAGUCCCGGGCCUACAUUCCCCGGGACGAGGGUGACUUUUAUUACAUGGGAGCCUUCUUUGGGGGAUCAGUGGUGGAGGUGCACCGUCUCACCAAGGCCUGCCAUCAGGCUAUGGUGGAGGACAAGGCCAAUGGCAUUGAGGCCGUGUGGCAUGAUGAGAGUCAUCUGAACAAGUACCUGCUGUACCACAAGCCGACAAAGGUGCUGUCCCCAGAGUACAUGUGGGACCAGCAACUGCUGGGCUGGCCCUCUGUCAUGAAGAAGCUGAGAUAUGUGGCUGUGCCCAAGAACCAUCAGGCAAUCAGGAACAGAUAG